AUGGAGGGGCCGCCAGAUUGGACGGCCGCCCGGGACCGGGAGGUUUUCAUCAACUACUUCGAGUCCAAGUCAUGGCCGUCGUCGUCGAGCCCCUUGGUACCCGUCGACGACCCCGCGACCUUGUUCGCCAACGCCGGGAUGAACCAGUUCAAGCCGGUAUUCCUCGGCACCGCCGCCCCCGAUUCGCAGCUUGGCAGCCUGCGCGGCGCCUGCAACACCCAGAAGCGCAUCCGCGCCGAAGCACAACGACCUCGACGACGUGGGGAAGGAGGAGGCCAUCGGGUAUGCGUGGGAGCACCUGUCGGAUUCUUGCCUUCGCUCCCCCUUUUGAUGCUAGUUUCUACCACACUGCUGUACCUCUGCAUCAGAUUAUGGAUCGGUAAAGUUUAA
Triticum turgidum subsp. durum (durum wheat) is the source of this 390-nucleotide messenger RNA. The record is from the annotation of a GenBank genome assembly. Lineage: Eukaryota; Viridiplantae; Streptophyta; Magnoliopsida; Poales; Poaceae.